AUGUCCAUCUCUCCUGGCUCAACGUGGAAGAGAGAUUUGACUUCAUCACUACGUGUUUUUGUAAGAAGUGUUGACAUGCUGAAUGUACUGAGUUGUCUGUCUAAACUACUGGCACACAGCUCAGACACCCAUCCAUACCCUACAAGACAUGCCACCAGAGGUCUGUUUAAACUACUGGCACACAGCUCAGACACCCAUACAUACCCCACAAGACAUGCCACCAGAGGUCUGUUUAAACUACUGGCACACAGCUCAGACACCCAUCCAUACCCCACAAGACAUGCCACCAGAGGUCUGUUUAAACUACUAACACACAGCUCAGACACCCAUCCAUACCCCAUAAGACAUGCCACCAGAGGUCUGUUUAAACUAGCAGCACACAGCUCAGACACCCAUCCAUACCCCACAAGACAUGCCACCAGAGGUCUGUUUAAACUACUAACACACAGCUCAGACACCCAUGCAUACCCCACAAGACAUGCCACCAGAGGUCUGUCUAAACUACUGGCACACAGCUCAGACACCCAUCCAUACCCUACAAGACAUGCCACCAGAGGUCUGUCUAAACUACUAACACACAGCUCAGACACCCAUGCAUACCCCACAAGACAUGUCACCAGAGGUCUGUCUAAACUACUAACACACAGCUCAGACACCCAUGCAUACCCCACAAGACAUGCCACCAGAGGUCUGUCUAAACUACUAGCACACAGCUCAGACACCCAUACAUACCCCACAAGACAUGUCACCAGAGGUCUGUUUAAACUACUAACACACAGCUCAGACACCCAUACAUACCCCACAAGACAUGCCACCAGAGGUCUCUUCACAGUCCCCAAGUCCAGAACAGACUAUGGGAGGUGCACAGUACUACAUAGAGCCAUGACUACAUGGGACUCUAUUCCACAGUACUACAUAGAGCCAUGACUACAUGGAACUCUAUUCCACAUCAGGUAACUGAUGCAAGCAGUAGAAUCAGAUUUAUAAAACAAAUAAAAAUACACCUAAUGGAACAGCGGGUACUGUGAAGAGACACACACAAAGGUACAGACACAUGAUAACAUUCACACUACUAUACACACACGUACACAUGGAUUUAGUACUGUAGAUAUGUGGUAGUAGUGGCCUGAGGGAAGACAAUGUGUUGUGAAUUCUGUAAUAAAUGUAUUGUAAUGUU
This is a messenger RNA of Salvelinus fontinalis (brook trout), 1177 nucleotides long. RefSeq lists its product as uncharacterized. NCBI's taxonomy places the organism in Eukaryota, Metazoa, Chordata, Actinopteri, Salmoniformes, Salmonidae. Bases 1 to 927 code for a protein of 308 amino acids. The transcript has 2 exons. The record is from RefSeq and is a predicted model, not a curated record.